UCUCAACCAAAACCCCCAACCCCCAUCCCCAAAAAAGUUCGCUGAUACAAAAAGAGCUGUAAACUCGGAGCAACUGCGUCUGAAUGCUCAGAGGAAAGGAGAAUGGUUGUGGACGGGGAAAACGCUCAACUGAGCUCUCGGAUCCUAGCAUCAUGGCUAAUCGGAGGUCUCGUAAUAGGGUUCUCGUUUCUGGGCUUUCGAUUUGCUCUACCUAAAAACAAGAAGAAACGGCCGAUUAGGGUUUACAUGGAUGGGUGCUUUGAUAUGAUGCACUACGGACAUUGUAAUGCCCUUCGCCAAGCUCGAGCCCUCGGAGACCAAUUGAUCGUUGGCGUUGUAAGCGACGCGGAGAUCACUGCCAACAAAGGCCCUCCUGUUACUCCUUUGAACGAGAGGAUCAUCAUGGUAAGUGCUGUGAAAUGGGUGGAUGAAGUCAUUCCUGAUGCUCCUUAUGCUAUAACAGAGGAUUUUAUGAGAAAGUUGUUUGAUGAGUACAAUGUUGAUUACAUUAUUCAUGGGGAUGAUCCCUGCAUUCUUCCUGAUGGGACUGAUGCUUAUGCCCUCGCUAAGAAAGUUGGUCGUUAUAAACAAAUUAAGCGCACUGAAGGGGUAUCUAGCACUGAUAUUGUUGGACGAAUGCUUCUCUGUGUGAGAGAAAGGCCAACUGGGGACAGCCAUAAUCACUCAUCUUUGCAACGACAGUUCAGCCAUGGUCACAGCCAAAAAUCCGAAGAUGGUGGCUCUGGUAGUGGAACCCGUGUAUCUCAUUUCUUACCUACAUCUCGAAGGAUUGUGCAAUUUUCCAAUGGAAAGGGACCUGGACCUGAUGCUCGGAUAGUCUAUAUUGAUGGUGCAUUUGAUCUCUUCCAUGCUGGUCAUGUUGAGAUACUCAGGCUUGCCAGAGGACUAGGAGAUUUUCUUCUUGUUGGCAUCCAUACAGACCAAACUGUUAGUGCAAACAGAGGAUCACACCGUCCGAUUAUGAAUCUUCAUGAAAGAAGCUUAAGUGUUUUGGCGUGCCGAUAUGUAGAUGAGGUUAUAAUUGGUGCACCAUGGGAAGUGUCGAAAGAUAUGAUUACUACCUUCAACAUCUCUUUGGUUGUGCAUGGAACUGUGGCUGAGGACAACGAUUUCCUUAAGGAAAAGCAGAAUCCUUAUGCUGUUCCAAUUGACCUCGGUAUCUUUAAGCUGUUGGAAAGCCCUCUUGAUAUUACGACUAGCACAAUAAUCAGAAGGAUUGUUUCAAAUCAUGAGGCGUACCAGAAAAGAAAUGAGAAGAAGUCUGAAAGUGAGAGAAGGUAUUAUGAAGAUAAAACUUACGUGGCAGGCGAUUGACUGAUUCAAGAGUGUUGGAGGUACAAGCAUGCAAUUCUUUUUCUUUGUUCCCCUGCCCCCUCCCCCCAAAAAAAAAAAAAAAAAAAAUUUAUAUGGAGUUUGGUGUUUAUUUACUUCACUCAGACUACAGAUGAUUUGGUUCCUGGAUUUACCUUUUAACGAGCAUGCUAGGUUAAUCAGCUGACUAGGUUACCCGAUGCUUCUUUUCUUUCUGUUCUACCCUUUCUUGGUCAUCAUAUCUAGGUUUUGGGUAAAAGUUGUAUACAUUGUUGUGAUGUAAGUAGAGCAUACGUCUGCUGAUGUAGCUGCCGCUUCCUAACCCCUAAACCAUAACCACGUGCUGCCUCUCACCAUUUUGACAGUUGUACAAGUGAUUUGCAGAUCUAUCGAAAGGUACUUAGUGCCCAAUUCGGGCACCUCUUCAUCA
Molecule: messenger RNA, 1762 nt
Organism: Andrographis paniculata
Lineage: Eukaryota; Viridiplantae; Streptophyta; Magnoliopsida; Lamiales; Acanthaceae
Product: ethanolamine-phosphate cytidylyltransferase
Exons: 9
Coding region: 103-1335 (410 amino acids)
Biological process (GO): phosphatidylethanolamine biosynthetic process
Cellular component (GO): cytoplasm
Molecular function (GO): ethanolamine-phosphate cytidylyltransferase activity
Source: RefSeq, a predicted model, not a curated record